AUGACUGCGGAGACAUCACAACCCCUGUGUCCAAAUAUCCACGUUCAGAGACGGCAACAAAGGCAACGACGAGAUCAGCGACAAAGCACGCUUUUUCGCAAAGCAUAUGAGAUGAGCGAGUAUUGUAAUGCUGAUGUAUUUCUCGGUGUCCGGAUACGAGAUACGGGUCGCAUAACAACAUUCUGUGCUGAUGGUGCAGGAAUUUGGUCACCAUUUAUUUCCUGUCUAAAUUCCUAUUAUCCCACGCCGAAUCACAAAACGUCGGAGAAUUAUAUCACAAACUCCCCGCAGCGUGAGCAGACGAAAGCACCUCAAGAUUCCUGA
This is a messenger RNA of Talaromyces proteolyticus, 324 nucleotides long. RefSeq lists its product as uncharacterized. The record is from RefSeq and is a predicted model, not a curated record. The transcript is spliced from 2 exons. Gene Ontology annotation, molecular function: protein dimerization activity; DNA binding. Lineage: Eukaryota; Fungi; Ascomycota; Eurotiomycetes; Eurotiales; Trichocomaceae. Bases 1 to 324 code for a protein of 107 amino acids.